Messenger RNA from Hippopotamus amphibius kiboko, 2045 nucleotides. RefSeq names its product cyclin K (gene CCNK). Gene Ontology annotation, molecular function: cyclin-dependent protein serine/threonine kinase activator activity. Bases 303 to 2045 code for a protein of 580 amino acids. NCBI's taxonomy places the organism in Eukaryota, Metazoa, Chordata, Mammalia, Artiodactyla, Hippopotamidae. Gene Ontology annotation, biological process: positive regulation of DNA-templated transcription, elongation; regulation of transcription by RNA polymerase II. The transcript is spliced from 12 exons. Gene Ontology annotation, cellular component: nucleus; cyclin/CDK positive transcription elongation factor complex. The record is from RefSeq and is a predicted model, not a curated record.
GCGGUGGGCGCGGCCCCCGCCAGCUUCCGCACCAUAAUUGGCUGGGCUGAGCGCACGCCCGGCCGCUGAUUGGAGAACCGGCACCCCGGGCCCUGCCUCUCGCGCCCGAGUUCCGUUAGCAGACAUCCCUGCGGUCGCUUAUUUCCCGUCCCGGACGCAGCGCGAUGACGUAGCUUCCCCGACAUUCCACGUCCAAGAUGGCCGCAGUCGGCGAGGAGAGACGCUGCUAAGGGGCUUGCCGGAGGCGAGGGGAUUCUAACAUUUUCAGAAAGCCUGUGGAAAGAACAAGUCUACUUCAAUAAAUGAAGGAGAAUAAAGAAAAUUCAAGCCCUUCAGUAACCUCAGCAAACCUGGACCACACAAAACCAUGUUGGUACUGGGAUAAAAAAGACUUGGCUCAUACACCCUCACAGUUAGAAGGACUCGAUCCGGCCACUGAGGCCCGGUACCGCCGAGAAGGAGCUCGAUUCAUCUUUGAUGUGGGCACACGUUUGGGACUACACUAUGAUACCCUGGCAACUGGAAUAAUUUAUUUUCAUCGCUUCUAUAUGUUUCAUUCCUUCAAGCAAUUCCCAAGAUAUGUGACAGGAGCUUGUUGUCUCUUUCUGGCUGGGAAAGUAGAAGAAACACCAAAAAAAUGUAAAGAUAUCAUCAAAACAGCUCGUAGUUUAUUAAAUGAUGUACAGUUUGGCCAGUUUGGAGAUGAUCCAAAGGAAGAAGUAAUGGUUCUGGAGAGAAUCUUACUACAGACCAUAAAGUUUGAUUUACAGGUGGAACAUCCGUACCAGUUCCUCCUCAAGUAUGCAAAACAACUCAAAGGUGAUAAAAACAAAAUUCAAAAGUUGGUUCAAAUGGCAUGGACAUUCGUAAAUGACAGUCUCUGCACGACGUUGUCACUACAGUGGGAACCAGAGAUCAUAGCAGUGGCAGUGAUGUAUCUUGCGGGACGUUUGUGUAAAUUUGAAAUACAAGAAUGGACCUCCAAACCCAUGUACAGGAGGUGGUGGGAGCAGUUUGUACAAGACGUCCCUGUGGAUGUUUUGGAAGACAUCUGCCACCAAAUCCUGGACCUUUACUCACAAGGAAAACAGCAGAUGCCUCACCACACGCCCCAUCAGCUGCAGCAGCCCCCAUCUCUCCAGCCUACACCGCAAUUGCCACAAGUGCCACAGCCACAGCCACCUCAAGGCCCCGAACCACCCCAGCCCCCACAGAAGGACUCGCAGCAGCCAGCCCAGCCACAGCCACCGCCACCGGCCCAGCAGCCCAAGAAGCCGUCCCCGCAGCCUAGUCCUCCCCGGCAGGUGAAGCGUGCCGUGGUUGUUUCUCCCAAAGAAGAGAACAAAGCAGCAGAACCACCACCACCUAAAAUUCCCAAAAUUGAACCCACUCACCCUCCAUUGCCUCCAGCCCAUCCACCACCAGACCGGAAGCCGCCACUCGCAGGCUCCUUGGGCGAGGCCGAGCCACCAGGCCCUGUGGAAGCCGGUGACCUCCCCAAAGUCCAGAUUCCUCCUCCGGCCCACCCGGCCCCCGUGCACCAGCCGCCGCCGCUGCCACACCGUCCGCCGCCCCCGCCGCCCUCCAGCUACAUAACCGGGAUGUCCACCAGCAGCUCCUACAUGUCCGGGGAGGGCUACCAGAGCCUCCAGUCCAUGAUGAAGACCGAGGGCCCCGCCUACGGGGCCCUGCCCCCCGCCUACGGCCCGCCUGCUCACCUUCCCUACCACCCCCACGUCUACCCCCCCAACCCACCCCCGCCGCCCGUGCCCCCGCCCCCAGCCUCCUUCCCGCCGCCCGCCAUCCCUCCCCCAACUCCUGGCUACCCCCCACCUCCACCCACCUACAACCCCAAUUUCCCACCGCCUCGCCUGCCCCCCACCCACGCAGUCCCGCCUCACCCUCCUCCAGGCCUGGGCCUGCCGCCGGCCAGCUACCCACCUCCAGCUGUCCCCCCUGGAGGACAGCCACCUGUGCCCCCGCCCAUUCCCCCACCCGGCAUGCCUCCAGUCGGGGGCCUGGGGCGGGCAGCCUGGAUGAGAUAA